Octopus bimaculoides (California two-spot octopus) is the source of this 1259-nucleotide messenger RNA. RefSeq names its product leucine-rich repeat-containing protein 42. Gene Ontology annotation, molecular function: protein binding. The record is from RefSeq and is a predicted model, not a curated record. Lineage: Eukaryota; Metazoa; Mollusca; Cephalopoda; Octopoda; Octopodidae.
GAAAUUCGUAGUUCGCAAUUGAACGAUUUCUUUUCUGUUAAUUCCUGUUUGCAUCGCCUUAGCUCUUUUCUUUUGUCUGAGGUUUCAGAUUUGACAACUAAGACUUCGACUAUACUUGAAAAGGUUUCGUUUCUUCGCCGAUGAUCUACGACUUUCCAGAGCUACUUUUAAAUUACUAAUCCAUCUUACUGUAUAAAUAUUUGUCUAUCUAUCUGUCUGUCUGUCUAUUACUUUCUGAUUUUCUGGUCCCAUGGAUGAUACAGCAUUUUUCACUUUCGAACCAAAACCUCUACAGACAAUAUGUAUCGAAUUUUUGGUGGGGAACCUGGACACAUACCAGUCUUUACAUACAUUACCUGUCACAGUAGCUCAAGAAAUAUUUAUUGCUGCCGACCAUAAUAACCAAUUUUCGAUUCCUUCAACAACGGUCUUCAAGAGAUUGGAAUUAUUUUCGUCGACUUUCACCAAGUAUUUUGUCUCAAGCCUUUCUUUGCGCCAUUCAAGUCAUCUGAUUAAUUAUUUGUCCAGUGAAUUCACAGUAUUUUCCGGAGUUAGUUCCCUCGAUUUGAGUCACUGCAAGCUUGGAGAUCGCCAUUCAAUCUUGUCCCAGUUGAAUUAUUUUACUAACUUGACAUUGCUUGCUCUUCGUGAUAAUGGGCUGAGCCAUCGAGGUAUUGAUCACAUGACGAUUUCUUUACGCCUUCUUAGAGGCGGGCAAAGAAAUUUACAAUAUCUUGAUAUUUCAGACAAUCAAGAUUUAGAUGCCAGUUGUUUAGAAUACUUAAAGGUGUUUCCAGAGCUCAAAUACUUAGAUAUAUCAAAUACAGCAAUAUCUAAUAAAGAUGCUGCUUUGAGAAAAUUUCCUUUAAAGAUAUUUCUGUCAUCAACAAAAGUGGAUUAUGAAGAUAUAAAAGAGGAUGUGUUUCGGAUUGAAACCCUAGGUUGGGCAAGUCAUGUCUUCAAUUCUUGGUCAAAAUGGUACAAAAAUAAAACCAAACGAUCUAAACAUAGACAAUAUGCUCCCUAUCCAAAAAAAAAGAUGAAAAAGACAAAAAACAAAGGCAAAGGAAAUUUCCAGUUGAUACUAAUUAAAUAAACCAAUAAACAGGAUUAGAAUAGAAGAAUAGGAAACAGAAAAGAAACUGUUACUGAUUAUGAUGAUUGUUGUGAUGGUGGGUAGUGGUACAGGCCAGUUCAGAUCAAGCAGUUCAUGUAGCCAAAGAUACUCUAUCCAUAAUCAUUUCAUCUUUAAUUUCAUA